This is a messenger RNA of Ostrinia furnacalis (Asian corn borer), 2510 nucleotides long. RefSeq lists its product as uncharacterized. NCBI's taxonomy places the organism in Eukaryota, Metazoa, Arthropoda, Insecta, Lepidoptera, Crambidae. The transcript is spliced from 8 exons. Gene Ontology annotation, molecular function: sequence-specific double-stranded DNA binding. The record is from RefSeq and is a predicted model, not a curated record. Gene Ontology annotation, biological process: regulation of transcription by RNA polymerase II. Bases 69 to 1607 code for a protein of 512 amino acids. Gene Ontology annotation, cellular component: nucleus.
AUGAAACCGAGUACAAAUUAAAAACUAAUCCUGGCAACAUUACGUCACAGUGCCACAGCCCAGCCAAAAUGGACGACGAUCGUGAUGAUGAAAGUCAUGAAAACAUCAAAAAGAGUGGUGUUUGGAAGCAUUUUGAGAUCGCAAAUGACAGGGACCGAACUGCUACAUGCAAUAUUUGUUUCAAGCUGUUGUCCUAUCGGACUAGCAUCACCAAUUUGAAGAAACAUCUCGCAAGGAAGCACGGUGAUGAUGAAGAUAUGCUUUCAAAGAUCUCUGAUGAUGAAGGGGAGACCAUUGAGGAGCUGGAGACAUAUCUAGAGGACGCCGGAUCUGAAACAGAUACCAAAAAAGGGUCAGAGAUAUACAAAAAACCUUACGAAAGGUCCAAAAGUAGCGCCGUGUGGGAGCACUUCACUGUAAAAGACAAUGUCAAAAAAAUAGCUACAUGCAAGGUGUGUGACCACACGUUAUCUUACUUAAGUACGACGAGCAACCUCAAGAAACAUUGGAGCAACAAGCAUUGCGUCCAGAAAGAGAGAGUCACGCGUGUUGUUGAUGAUGAUGAAACGGAUUGUGAGAACUCAGGAACGGUAACAGAAAACGUAAAAGACGGAAGGAGACGCAAGACAAGUAUCGCAUGGAAAUACUUCACAGUUCAAGACUCUGACAGAUGCAUAGCGAAGUGUAAGCAGUGUGACAAAUCAGUUUCCUAUUUCAGUAGUGUCUCGAAUCUUAUGAAACAUAUCGACAAUAAGCACCACGGGAAAAAGAGGAAACUUAGUUCUGAGGCUCAAGGCAAGAACUCGGAAACGGAAACUCGUAAAAAAAUACGCACUGAAAAGCGCAAAAGCAUUGCAUGGAAAUAUUUCACUAUUAAAGACCAUGCAAGUAAAAUAGCCACAUGCACGCUGUGUGGGAAAUCAAUGUCUUACUCUAGUGUAUCGAACUUGAUGAAGCACGUGCAAAAUGUGCAUAGGAAACACAAUAUCAGCGAUGGUCGAAAGAAUGACAACGAUGACUCCGAGAAUAAUGCCGAGAAGCACCCGGGGGUCAAGCUGAAGGAUAUGCACGAUGGCAAGAAAAUGCUCAUAGCAAGCGACGGUCAGCUCUACGAAAUUGAAGACGAGACCAAAGUGGAGACGUUGGAAAUCGAUGAUGAUAAUAAUGAUGAUGAUGAUCAUCAGAGCGAAGAACCUAUUGAACUAAACGCGAUAUACCUAGACGACUACGAAGGCACCGUCAUAGAACCUAACCGGAAACGGAAACCGUCCACUUCGAAACGGAAACGGUUGAUAGCUGAAAACAAUGAUAGCUCAGAAGGCGAGCUCACGUACCAGAAGCAAUACAGCAAGAAAACCAGCGAUAGCUUAGACCAAUUUGGGAAAUACCUCGUGUCGUUAUUACGACAACUACCCAAAGAAUUGUCGAACCAACUCCAAGCUGAUUUCGUGAAGCAAGUGAUGACGUCACAGCUGACGUACCAAUCGCAGAACGUUGUCGUUGCGCCGAGCAACGGUUAUUCUAUAACGAUAACAGAAGCGGUACCGAAAGGAAAUAACGAUGCGUAUAUUUCUACGGAGGGAAACGAUGUUAGCCAAAGUCAAUAAAUGUAACAAGGUUUAACCAUUAACCACCUACCGGAGUCUCUCAGACUCCGCUGAAUUUGUUUCUUGUCGUCACUAGUCGCAUGCGCUAGAAGAGAUUUAGGCUUUAUAUGACUUUCAUAGAUUAUGAUGUACUCUUUAUUUUUAAAUAAAACACUAAAUAUUACAUUUUUAACUUAAUUUACCUUUUGACAACUUCAUAGUCUUAAGAAGAAAGAGGAGCCUGAGAGACUCCAAGUAAGUGGUUAAGGUUUAACAUGUUGAAAAUUUUUCAUUUAUUUUCGACUUUAUUGUAAGUGAAUAAGGUUGAAAUUAUGGUGGCUAUUAUACGCCAGUGAUAACGCCAUAAAGCGUUUGGUUUUUACAAUUUUCUGCGCAAUAAAGUGAAUAUUUUUAAUAAUAAUUAUGUUUUUGAUUUAUUUUAAAAUAAUGCUAUCAGUAAACGAAAAUCCAAGUAAUUAUAAUUGGAUUUGAUUUCAUAAAAAAAAAAAACACCGAUAGCAAUGAUAUUUAUUGGGAACUUAUACUUAGUAGUUGAAUGAUUAGUAUAAAGUCCGGUCGCCGAGCAGAUAGAAUUUCGUGCAAUGACCCCAAGCUACCCAUUCUUUUUGCUCGCGUGUAAUUAUUUGUAUUGAUGUCGCGACUGGCGGGCGGCCGCGCAGUGAGUGUGGUCACUGUACGUAAUUCUAUCUGCUCGGCGACCGGACUUUACGUUUCAAUAUUAUAAAAUUAUUUGUGAGUUUUGUGAUGGAUGAUGUUUCCAAAACUGCUAGAUGGAUUUUGAUGAAACUUCGUGAUUAAUCUAAUGGAGAUGCAAACAGUUGCCUAUGGACCUGGCUUUAGUUCAGGCUAGCCAAAAAUGACCUUAAGCUAUAAUUACUGAUGGUACCGUUAUAAUUUUAUUAG